This is a messenger RNA of Dichomitus squalens LYAD-421 SS1, 1166 nucleotides long. RefSeq lists its product as uncharacterized. Lineage: Eukaryota; Fungi; Basidiomycota; Agaricomycetes; Polyporales; Polyporaceae. The annotation marks the transcript as partial. Gene Ontology annotation, cellular component: cytosolic tRNA wobble base thiouridylase complex; mitochondrion. Gene Ontology annotation, biological process: tRNA wobble position uridine thiolation. The record is from RefSeq and is a predicted model, not a curated record. Gene Ontology annotation, molecular function: tRNA binding. The transcript is spliced from 7 exons.
CAUGCCUCCACGACUCUGUGCUCUCUGCCAUGCCGUUCGUGCGAUCUUGAAACGGCCAAAGACGGGGCAGCAAAUAUGCAAAGAAUGCUUCUUCUAUGUGUUUGAGACUGAAGUCCAUAACACCGUCACGGAAGCGAAGCUUUUCAAACCAGGAGACCGGGUAGCGAUUGGUGCUUCCGGUGGCAAAGAUUCCACCGUGCUUGCGCAUGUCAUGAAAACUCUGAACGAACGGUACAGUUACGGCUUGGACCUUUUCCUCUUGUCGAUAGACGAAGGGAUCACCGGGUACCGGGAUGAUUCUUUGGAGACUGUGAAACGAAAUCAGCAGCAGUACGACAUGCCUUUGAAAAUUUUAUCAUAUGACGAAUUAUACGGCUGGACUAUGGAUGCCAUCGUCACUCAAAUCGGAAAGAAAAACAACUGCACCUUUUGCGGAGUAUUCCGGCGACAAGCACUCGAUAGGGGUGCAGCAAUACUCAACGUUGAGCAUAUUGUGACCGGUCACAAUGCCGAUGAUAUCGCGGAAACUGUGCUGAUGAAUAUCAUGCGUGGGGACAUCGCCCGUCUCGGACGUUGUACUUCUAUUUGUACACAGGGAGAAGACACGAUCAAAAGGUCGAAGCCUUUCAAGUAUGCAUAUGAGAAGGAGAUUGUAAUGUACGCGUACUUCAAAAAGCUGGAUUACUUUUCAACAGAAUGCAUCUACUCCCCUGACGCGUAUCGGGGUCAUGCCAGAGCGUUCUUGAAAGAUCUCGAGGUCUCACGGCCGAGCGCUAUCAUCGACAUUAUACACUCAGGUGAGGCUUUCGAGAUCAAGGAGGAUGUUAAGGCGACACAGAAGUCACAGCAGACGUGCAGGCGCUGCGGCUACAUGUCCAGUAACGAACUGUGCAAGGCCUGCACCCUGCUCGAAGGCUUGGAGCGUGGGAUGGCCCAUGCGGUCGCUACCGAUCGCGGACGGAAGAAGUUGGAUGCCGAUGACCACGCUCCAGAAAACCUGCGCACGAUUCCCUUCUUUCAACUCCCUGCCAGUUCGCGACCCAAUUCGACAGCCCCAAUAGAAGCGGCGUCCUAGCCGACUCCUACCUCUUUUGCGUGUUUCCGUAGUCUGCGUGGUCGAUACGUGAUGUGUAGCCAUAUCCUGUAAACAUAGAUAUAUGACGACC